Pectinophora gossypiella (pink bollworm) is the source of this 1032-nucleotide messenger RNA. RefSeq names its product myb-related transcription factor, partner of profilin-like. The record is from RefSeq and is a predicted model, not a curated record. The coding region runs from base 41 to 895 and encodes 284 amino acids. The transcript is spliced from 3 exons. Lineage: Eukaryota; Metazoa; Arthropoda; Insecta; Lepidoptera; Gelechiidae.
UUGUUUUUGUUUAUCAUAAAAGUAAUUAUUUUUCAUAACGAUGACAACAAUUAUUAUUAAGAAGCAUAUUUUUACUCUCCUCGAGAAGAAAACUUUUUUGGAUAUUUUGAAAAGAUACUCCUCGGUGAUAGAGAAUAAGGAUACCGAUGGCGCUUCAUUACGCGCAAAAAAUGAAGCUUGGGAUAUUGUAACCAGAGAAUACAACGCAAGCCCUCAUGCCACUAAUCAGGUUACUAAUAAACAACUGAGGAGAUUGUGGAUGAACCUCAAGCAGCGGCAAAGGGAAGCAGAACGUCAACAUCGGCUAGCUACUGGAGGGGGGCCUGCAACCAGUGAUGCAGUUGUAGACCCAGAUGUGUCUGAGGUGGCCCCAGCUCUAAUAGUUGGUAUUGAUGAUGCUGUUGACUCUGAAACAAUUCCAGUAACCGCUGACCUUGCCGUCCAAGAAGUAAAUAUGGAUUCGCAGCCUGUCUCUUAUCUUGCACCACUUGCUGCCCCAACCCGGACAACAUUGACACCACCUCCACCUGGAGUAGGUCCACUACUGUCUCUGUCUAUAUCUACCCCACUACCAGCUCUCCCCACAGCCACUCCACCACCACCUCCUCUUCCUCCAUCCACUCCACCACCACGUCUUCCAACCCCACCUCUUAUUAACCCAUCAAAUACAGCCACCCAAACUUUUCAAAGGCAUAAGAGUUCUAUUCUGGAUAAGGAAUAUAAAGACAGACAGAGACGGGCUAACGAGAUUCAUGACUUGGAGGUUUUAUUAUUAAGAGAAAGAAUAAGAGAAGCAAAGGCGAAAGCAGACCUCGCAGAACUUCAACUGCAGCAGCAGUGUUCCUCAGGUACAUCAGUAUUACCUACUUGCUCAUCAUAUUAUUUUAAAAACUAGUAUAGCUUAGUUAAGUCCUGGGAUAAUUAAUAAAACAUUUUUCAUCUAAUUUGUUUCAGAUAGUGCAACUGAUGGCAGAAGAGAGGAUGUGGCAUAAUAUAAUAAAUGGAAUAUUGUUAAUUUAUGAAAUAAAAGCA